Messenger RNA from Solea solea (common sole), 9304 nucleotides. It is a transcript of the gene mgaa, whose product is annotated as MAX dimerization protein MGA a. The transcript is spliced from 23 exons. The record is from RefSeq and is a predicted model, not a curated record. The coding region runs from base 707 to 8899 and encodes 2730 amino acids. Gene Ontology annotation, molecular function: DNA-binding transcription factor activity, RNA polymerase II-specific; protein dimerization activity; RNA polymerase II cis-regulatory region sequence-specific DNA binding. Gene Ontology annotation, biological process: cell fate specification; positive regulation of DNA-templated transcription; regulation of transcription by RNA polymerase II. Lineage: Eukaryota; Metazoa; Chordata; Actinopteri; Pleuronectiformes; Soleidae. Gene Ontology annotation, cellular component: nucleus.
CAGAAACGCACAGAAACACUCCAGUGUUUGAGUGAGAAAAGAGACAACAUGGCGGCUCAACACAAACACAGUAAACACACAGUUAUGAACUGAUUAAAUACGGACUGCUUUAGUCCCGCGUUUUCAACACAACAGCGUCUCUGCGUUUGAACCCGGACUCGGUUCCGCCUCGUUUAGGGUUCCGUUUUAGGCUGUAGGUGCCGGCUACAUGUCUGACCUCCUCCCUGUCAUGGCGGCUCUCCGCGGGAUCCGCACGGUGUGACUUCGUACGUCGGUUAAAGUCCUCCGGGUGGCUGCGACACCGCAGCCGCUCGUACAGCGACUCCGACGCGGCAGAGUUUCCGCCGUCACCGUCUGUGUUCCGCGAGCGACCGACACGACUUUUAAACAGGUGGCGGUAACAAGAUGGCGUCCGAGGCUGCGCAGUAGCGGAGGAGACGGUGACGAGGACGUGACGGUGAAAGACACCGCGUGCUGCGUUUUCCUGCUCAGUUAGAAAAGAUCCGCGGUGUCACGAUGAAGAUGGACGGCGGGAAACCGCACGGUGACGCUUGGAUCAAAGUCUUUCCGUCGGUCGGGGUGUGUUGAAGGUAAAUGUUCCCGGAGCAGAGAGCACAUGGUGCGGACGGAGGCUGUCUGCUCUCGUCAUGGCUCGCGUCUUUAAGAAGCAGGACCGUCUCGUCCUUUAAAUGUCUGGGACGUGUUCAUGGCUUGUAAGAAGAAGAAGCAGAAGGGUAUGGUGUUUCAUCAGGAAGGAGCAACCAGCUCUGCAGCGCCACCUGCAGCCAAGCAUCCACCUGCACACUGUGUUCUCCCUAAACCAGAGAAGGCAUGUGAAGGUGGGAGGGAACGGAGCGGUCAUGUAAAAGUGACCAACAGAGAGGCAAACAUGACGGGUAAAGGCUUCAGGACGCCCGGUGCUCUUCCUGCAGUCAAACAUCUGUCCAGUCCAAGUCCUCUGCAGGACAACCUGUCUCCUGUCAGCAUGUGCAGAGGUGUCCGAGUCACACUGGACAACAACAGCAUGUGGAACGAGUUCUUCAGAUGCAGAACGGAGAUGAUUCUGACCAAACAGGGCAGCAGGAUGUUCCCUUACUGCCGCUUCCGUGUCUCCGGCCUGCAGCCGUCCAGGAAGUACUGUCUCCUUAUGGACGUUCAGCUGUUAGACAACAGCCGUUACAGGUGGACUGGCAGGAGCUGGCAGGUGGCCGGGAAAGCAGAGAGUCACGUGAAGAGUCGACUGUUCUCUCACCCUGAGUCCCCAUCGACAGGUCAACACUGGAUGCAGAGUCCGGUGUCCUUUUACAGACUGAAGCUCACAAACAGUGUCUCGGACCAGGAAGGGAACAUCGCACUGCACCCGAUGCACCGCUACCUGCCGCGACUGCACAUCAUCCAGACUGACAAAGCUGCUAAAGACGUUAAGCUAACUGGUGCUAGUGUUGUCACCUUCACUUUCCCUCAGACUGAAUUCUUGGCGGUCGCUGCUUACCAGAACUCCAGGUUUGCUCAGCUCAUAGUCGACCACAACCCGUUUGCUAAAGGACUGAAGGAGGACUCGUCCGGUUCAUCGGGCCUGAAGCUAAAACUGAACUCUGGAAAAGAGACUCCCAAAGAGGAGGCGAAGGGAACCAGUGAUCAUCCUGUGAAGAAGAGCUUAAAGUCUUUGCUUGCAAAUCACAAACCCAAAGGUUCAAAAGCAGUGGUUCCAAAGUCUUCAGGUUCUGGAGAGACUGCAAACAAAGAUCCAUCUCGUGUCAAGGUCCCUGCUGAGAGUUUGUGCAGCACUUCACGUCCUGCUCAGAAGUUAUUUUCUGAGCUUAUUAGGGAAGCUCAUGUUUCACUGCAGCGAUGUAACCUGGAUCAGCUGAACAUCAACAACGGAACUUCUCUAAAAACUGAGCUAACAAACGGACCAGGUGUUCCAGAGAAAAACGAAACACACAGUAAAACGUCGUCAGCACAGCGUAAAGCUAAGUCGAAUAGGAACUGUUUGAAUGUACAAACCUCCAAAGACGGUACUAGGAAAGAUUAUAGUGAGGUGACUCAUGUAGUCACUGAUCCUCCAGUGUCCCAGACCUCUGUGGACUCAGACCACCGACCUAAACCAGAAGCUCCAUCAGAAGAGAAUGUAAAGCAGCAGCAGAAACGACCAGCACCACUACCUUUGCCUGCCCUCGCUCUGUUUCUGAAGCAGCAUUCGACAAAGUCUAAAAGGGCCAAGAAUAAGAUGGAUGCUCCUCCCCCUGCACUCCCACCUGAGUCUGAAUCACACAGUUCUGAUGCAACCGCUCCCUCAAACAAUCUAGUAGAUGAUGAAAAAUGUUGCAAUAAACCUUCUUCUGGACACGCAGUCACAGAUGUAGAUGCAUCUGAACCAGUGGUGGAAGCAGCUCCUCCAUCACAUCCAGAGUCUGCUGCCUCCACAGAAACAACGGCACCAGGUCUUGAUGAUUCCUUUGUCUCUGUUUCAAUUCCUGAAUGUUUAGACUCUAAUCAGGCCGGACCUGAUCACACUACAGUGUUAUGUACUCUUGGGACAUGUAUGUCCACCAUGUCCUCACCUCUUGCUACCUCUGCUGCUGCAUGUCCAGUUUUAUCUCCACCCCUUGAUACAGUGUUAAAUGCCCUUAACUCGCCACAAACGCCUCCCAUCAUGGAAUCUUCCACAGUACCCUCGGACUCUCCAACCAUGAAAUCUCACCUGUUACUUCCUGACCCAGAGUGUUCUUCUUUUGGCUUUGAGCCUUUGUCACCUGCAAGUUCUCCAGAACCUUUACCCGUCCUUCCUGCCUCGUUGGCUUUAGAACUGGACUCGACUUCUUCUGAGCUUAAUCAGAAACCAGAACCUUCUAAUGGGUCACCGCAGAGGGAUGGCUCUACUACAUCUGUGUUUAAAUGGCACACGGUGUUACCUCUACCCGGGCCACCGUACCUAGACGCCUCAUUCACAACAUUUCAACCAACGUCACAGACGCUUCCCUUAGCAUCUGUCAUGUCGCCCUUGUUGCCUUCCCCAAGUCCAUCCACCCAUGAACCCCAAACGUCCAUGACUCCUGAUCCUGAUUCUGCUCUGUCAUUGCAAGACAACGAGCAGUCACUGCCAUUUCCUGCAGAACUGUCCCCCCUGGUCCUCCAGCUGUCUCUGUCUCCAACCUUCUCCUCAUUAGAUGGAGACCCACUGUCACCCACGCCUUCACUCACUGAACUUGUGCACUUUUUCUCCACCAAUGAUGACCUCGGGAUGGAGGUCGAGUUUUCAAAUUCGGAGGCUGUGGUGAUUCCACCUCCUGCGACACCAGAGGCACAUGUACCUGAACCAGUCCCAGCCCGGAAACCCGACAAAUGCAGGAACAAGAGGCGGAAACCUACCGUCGACAUGGAAGAGAAGGUCGAUGAGUCCGCCUACGUUAGCAUGCAGCCCAACCUGGAGGAAGUGGAGGAGCAGCUGUUCAUCUCUUUUACAUCAAAGGAGGCGCUCAAACUUCACGUUCUUGACUCUGUGGAGGAACCGCUCGCUCAGACGACUCCUGAUGUUCCUCUGCUGCCACCUGCUGACACACCUGACCACGAGACUCUGCAGAAGAGCAGCAGCGGUGAGAAGCUUCUGCUCAGAGACCUGCAGCUGAUGAAGCACAGACAGGUCAUUCACCCAGUGCUGCAGGAAGUGGGUCUGAAGAUGAACCUGCUGGAUCCGACUCUGGCCAUCGACCUGCAGUACCUGGGCGUCCGUCUGCCUCUGCCCCCUCCUGGACACUAUGUGGCGCUGCAGCACCAGGAGCCGCCUCCGCCUCAGGGUGUUUCUGCAGUGUUUGUGUCCAGAACAGGAAAAACCACAGAUGUGACCCAGAUUAAAGGCUGGAGAGAAAAGUUCACUCCCUCAGAGGCUCCGCCCACUCACUCCUCAGCCAAACCUGAAGCUGGUCCCAGCUCAGAUCAGCCUAAGAAGAACCUGUCUGCGUUCUGCAGCGACAUGCUGGACGAGUAUCUGGAGAACGAGGGGAAGUUGAUCGACGAGCGAGCCGCCAGCUUCUCUCAGCCGCAGGCAGAGCCCGCGGUCCCCGUGGUCUACGAGCUUCCUGCUCAGAGCAGCAGCUACGUCCGAACCCUGGACAACGUCCUGAAGAAGCACGGCGUGAGCUCGCCCACCUCGGACCUCAUAUCUGGAUUCAUCCCCCCCUCUAAAAGACCCAAACUGUCCCUCAAAGAGAGGAAGACCCAGCAGAAACGGAGAGGUCCGAAACAGACCAGACUCCAACCAGAACCUACUUCUGCUCCAGAGUCAACACUCGAACCAAGUCCUGCUGAGCUGAACCAGCUCCCUAAACUGCCUGUGGGACCACUACCCCCAUCAGACCACCUGACACCUGUCACUGAACCAAACAGGUCCCAGAAAAGUCAGCUGAAAGUCCAGUCCAACCACACAGAACCAUCAAGUGAGUCUCCUGAGAGCAACACUUUAAAGAAGAAGAAAAAGAGGAGGAGGAGACUCAAACCCAACACCUCGUCCCAGACCCUCAGCGCCCUCAGGGCCACGGUCUCCCAGGACCUGGCUCCUCUGGAGUCCGACUCUGAGCUAGGCCGCGACGAAGGCAAGGCCGGCCCACCUUUAAUGACCCGGGCUCUGCUCAGACAGAAGGACCUGGAGGAUGGAGUGGUGUGGGAGGGGCAACCCAGGACCACCAUCACCAAGGAGCGGGCCGCCAUCGCCCUGACCUCACUCUUCACACUGAUGGGUUUUGUCAACGAGAAUCCCACCGCCCCCAUCCAGCUGGUCCGCCGCCGAGCCCCACCCUGCCUGAAUGACUUCUGCCGGCUGGGUUGCAUCUGCUCCAGCCUCGCCUACUCCUCCAGGGUCGGCCACUGUGGGCGGAGCCUCUGCAUGUUCGGCUGCAGCUGCCUCAAACAGAAGGUGGUGCUGUUGAAGAACCUGGAGGCCUCGGACUCUAGCCCCUCCCACCCGAGCCACAGCAAGAGGAGGAAGAGGAAGAGGAGGAUGAAGAUGGCUUAUGUUCUGAAGGAGGCGGACAGCGUUUCCCAGCCUGCCGAGCGCGUCCGUGUCCUGUGGAAGAACGACGGUGCAGACUCAGAUCCAGACCCGGUCUAUGUCCCGGGACCAAUGGGUCCGACCCGUCUCACUAUUCAGCAGAACAGAGAAGAUGAGAGCAGCUGUGCUCGGGUCAGAGGUUACAGGGGGAAGAGGCAGAGUCAGAAAGCACAGGACAAAAAUAAAAGUGGAAAAUCUAAAUCGGUGAAAUCUGUGAAACAGCAGCCUCAGACGCUGAAGGAAGCUCCUCCCCCUGCUCCGCCUCCUGCAGCGGCUGAGACGACAGAGUCCAACCCAAAGCCGUCUAAGCGUCUGAUCCUGUUGUCGGAGUGUAAGUGGGCGAGCGACGCCGACCGGAACCACGUGCUGAAGAGACUGUGUGAGAUGAUGGCUCAGGACCGACUGGACCUGCCCUUCUGGGUCAGGGAGUACCUCAUCAGUCCCAUCAGUCAGAAUGUGGAGGACAACGACGGCAGCCGCUGCGUCCAGUACAAAGUCCACAUCGGCAGACCCAGGCCGGAUCAGGAGGACCCAAAAGAACCUCCACAACAAGACCAGAAGACUGAACCCCUACAAGAACAGGACCUCCUCACACAGGUGAGCGGGGAGGCGGAGCUUCUGCAAGGCGUGCAGAAGGAGGAGCCUCCAGAGGACUGGCAGCGGGAGGUGGAGGAAGGUGAAAUUGAGGAAGAGGAGGGUUCACCGUGUGAGCAGGUGGAUGGUGAGAGUGACAUGAAGGAAAGGGAGAGGAGCACACGAGCAGAGAAGAAGAAGAAGAAGAAGAGUCUGGCUCUGCCUUUCCUGACGGGAAUCUCUCCUGCCGGGUUCCUGGCGGCCAGAAAGAAAUCAGCAGGAGAGACGGACCCUGUGGUGGAGGUGAACGGGAAACUCUAUCCUCUGGCAAAGAUCCAGCUGGGGAAGAUGGGAGCGUUGCAUCCAGCCAACCGUCUGGCAGCCUACCUGACCGGCCGGGUCGGCUCCAACAGGAAGCAGACUCAGGGUCCAGGCCCCACCCCCAUGACCCCAAGGACCCCCACUGUCUGUGUGACUUCCUCUAACCUCCCCAAUGCUGUGACCUUACCACGACCCCAGCCCACAGUCACACGUCCCCUCCUUCACACUUCCUCCACAGUCUCUCAGGUGAGCAGCUCUGUGGUUCCACCUGUGACUCUGGUCCCAGGUCUGAAGUUUGUCCCUGGUCCUCGUAUGAAGGUCUCUGUGCUCGGUGCAGCGUCGCCCUCCUCUGGUCAGAGGAUGUUACUGCAGCCACUUUACCGCCUCUCUAAUGGAAAACUGGUCCAACUGGUUCCAAUUAACAAGCCGAGAGCAGUGAGCCCCGCCCACUUUGUGUCGAGAGGUUCACAAAGUGCUACUAUAGCCACGCCCCCUCCCUCCCCCUCACUGUCUGGCCUCCAGUCCUUCUCAGUGUCUAAUUGCUCCUUCCCCCUCAGCCCUGGCUCUGGCUUCCUGUCUCAGAAGGGCACGCGCACCUUUAAAAUCAUUCCUGCCUCCUCCAACAAGGAGCCCAUCAUCAUCACCUGUCAGAAACCUCCCUCCCUCCCCCUCAAGGUGGCGCUGUCUCCUGCCACCGUCACUAGUCUCAAAACCCAGAGCCCCGCCCCCUCAGCUGACCUCAUCUCUCCAAUACCCUCUCCAGGUGAGGAGGCGGAGCCUGGGGUCAGACUGGUCAUUGUGUCAAAUGACACGGCAUCAGGUCCUAUUUCAUCUCUGAGCUCCACCCCUUUAGAGACAAACCACACAGUCCCACCCCCUCCUGCUGCUCCAGGGUCAAAGGUCACACUUGCAGCCCCACCAUCUCCUGCUGCUCCAGGGUCAAAGGUCACACUUGCAGUCCCACCCCCUCCUGUUGCUCCAGGGUCAAAGGUCACAGUUGCAGCCCCACCCCCUCCUGUUGCUCCAGGGUCAAAGGUCAUGAUUGCAGCCCCACCCCCUCCUGCUGAUCCAGGGUCAAGGGUCACACUUGCAGCCCCACCCCCUCCUGCUGCUCCAGGGUCAAAGGUCACACUUGCAGCCCCACCCCCUCCUGCUGCUCCAGGGUCAGAGGUCACACUUGCAGCCCCACCCCCUCCUGCUGCUCUAGGGUCAAGGGUCACACUUGCAGGCCCACCCCCUCGUGCUGCUCCAAGGUCAAGGGUCACACUUGCAGCCCCACCCCCUCCGGCUGCUCCAGGGUCAAGGGUUACACUUGCAGCCCCACCCUCUCCUGCUGCUCCAGGGUCACAGGUCGCCCUCAGCUCUAUGGACCUGGACAUCAUCUGCGUGGAUGAUGACCCGGAGCCGGUUGCCAUGGAUACGUGGUUGGCAGAGACCGUGGGCAUGUCGGGCUCGUCCAGCGGAGACACGGACAACUCUUCAGACUUUGAAGACGAUUCAGACAGCGGAGACGACAAAGAGACGACGAAGAACCACCGACACAAUCUGUUGGAGCGACAGCGUCGCGGGAAGAUGAUGGAGCUGUUCACGUGUCUGAGGAAGGAGGUGGGACUGAGAGACGACAAGACGCCGAAGGUCGCCACGCUCAAGAAGGCCGUGCAGAUGAUCCAGGAGUUGCGGUCGACUGAAACAAAUCUGAUGAUGAAGAAGAUGAGGCUGAAGGACAAGAGGGACGAGUUCCUGUCCACACUUGUCCCAGCAGGUGAAAGCGUCCAUCUGUCGUCCAAACACGACAAGAAGAGACGCCCGGCGGCCAAUCCACCACCAGCAGAGGGCGGGGCCUCUGAUUCUGAUGAUGACCUCAUAAUUAUAUCAUCCAACCUGCCACCAAAGACUCCACAAACUCCUCCCACCAAUGUUUCUGCUCCUCCCACUACCACACCUGUCCCCACACCGGUCCACAAACCUGUCCCUGUCCAGCAGGCGUCCUCUGUGGCUCCGCCCCCUGUGUCCUGCUGUCCACCUGUCGUCAGAGAUCGACCGAGGACGGUCCCCAACAUCCUGUCCCGCAGGAAACGCCCACAAACUGUGGAGGUUGAAGCUCCGCCCAUUAAGGCCCUGGUCCCACCAGACUUCCUGUCCCUGGUUGGUGCAGCGUUUCCUGGACAACAGGUCGUGAGUGUGAGUCCAGUCAUGUCGGAACCUUCAGUUCUGCAGACGGCGCCACCACCAGGUGUGGCCUCAGUCACCCUCAACCUCCCCAGUCUGACCAAUCAACAGAUCCACGUCACCUCACUGCUCCCACCCCCAACUGGUAAGAGCUACAGCAGCUCCGCCCACCUCACCUUCAAUCAUCUGACAGCGUCGCAGCUUCUUCACAUGGUUCAAAAUUCACAGCAAGACUCAGCAGAUUGCCCCCUGCUGGCGUCUGCUGGUCCAGACCAAGACCAGAACCAGGUCAAAGACCCAGACCAGAAUGACACCAGAGCCGAGUCCCCCUCCUCGUUGUCUGUGGGCCCAGGUCCUGGUCCUGAUGGUGGUCUCUCAGAUCCAGACCCUGAGAGCUUGACAUCUCUUCUCAAUGAGAUCGUUUUCCUGAACCAACAGACCGUCGCCACGGCAACGACAGCUCAAGACUGUUCAGAGGGAGGAGUCCGGAAGCUGGACCACACCCACAGUCCGGAGCUGGACUGUGAUGGCACAGUUACCACAGAGACAAAGGAGGCGGGGCUUCAGGGACACACGGAUAUGACGCAGAGCAGACCAUCCACUAAAGGUGGUGUCCUGGCUCCGCCCCCUCUGCUGCAAAUGAAGGUGGGCGGGGCCAAUGUGAUAGAGCCAGUCAGCAGUGACAAAGCAGCAGUGGGAGGAGAAGGGGGGCCGGGCAAGGGGGAUUCGACCUGGAGGCCAAUGCCACGGCUCGUUCCCCUGGGACUGAGAGGAGCCCCGCCCACCUGAGUGAUGUCACAGCAGGCCACACUGUCACUGAUCUGACCCCAGAGUAACUCAAGUGACUUUUCAAGUCAAAUCAAGUAAAAGCUCAGCAAACAUGGGUGUAUUUUAUUUUGAAAAGGUUUUUCUUUUAUGAGCUCCUCUGCAAAAAUGUCCUUUCAAAAUAAAUAGGAGAAAAAAAAAAGUCACAAAUUUUCCUGUGACGUUUAAAAGAUUUUCUGUUUUCUGAUGAAAGUUUGUUUUGAACGACUGGAGAAAACUUUUUACAUUUCAUCAAGUGUCAGCGUCGCCAUGGCAGCCGAGUACGGCAACUGUCAUGUGUUCAUGUCCGUGUGUCUCUGACAUUUGUAUUUUUGUACGAUGUAAAUAAAAUGUCUUAACACUAAAUUAAAUAAAGUUUGAAGACAAACA